CACGUCCCUAGACUCAACAUUCCUGAACAUGGCUCAAAACGGGCACCAAGAUUCAUUGAGGAAAUGGAAGAUGGAACCAUUGUCACUGGUAGCAUAGCAACCAUGUCUGUUGUCAUAGAUGCUAAUCCAGCUGCCGAAGUCACCUGGUACAAAGAUGACAAGAAAAUCAGAAACACUGACCACUACGAGACCUACAUAGAGGAUGGUGCUCACAACCUCGAGAUCUUCGACACACUCAUCUCAGACACUGGCUUGUACCGAUGUGUAGCCCGCAACGAAAUGGGCUCCGCGGAGUGCCAGUGUAAACUUGACGUGAAAGUGAGAGGUGACGCAGGCGGGGAUUCCUUCAGCACGCCUUCCAAUGAUGAAGUAGAAUCUGGAGUGAAGGAUGCUGGUCCAAGGAAAUUCCCACCUCGAUUUGUUGUUGAACUUGAGCCAGAGAUAAUGGUUGCCAUUGGUGACGAUGUUAAACUUGUUUGUAUAAUUGACGAUGCCCUUGACAGGGUACACUGGGAAAAAGAUGGCAAGAAGAUGCCUGGGGAUUCUAGAACUAAGAUCGUACAGGAAUCUGACGGAACUCAACAACUCGAGUUAUCUAAAGCUGUACCAUCGGAUGACGGCAUUUACACUUGUGUUGCCAAGACAACAUCAGGCGAAACUGUGAAAACAGAAACCAAACUUCAUGUGACAGAGAAGAAAAUUCAGUCAACAGCUAUUUGUGAGGAGACAAAACCAAAGUUUACGAGCCAGUUGAGGGACAUUUACUGUAAAGACGGAGAGGAAGUGACCCUGGAGUGUGAGGUUACUGGACUGCCACGCCCACAAAUGACCUGGCACAAAGACAAACGUGAAAUCCUUGACAGUCAGGAUUUUCAGAUCAGUACCAUAGGAAACAAGUGUCGACUGACAAUCGCCGAAGUUUUCCCCGAAGACGAGGGCCGAUACAUCUGUAAGGCCGUUAACUCACUAGGGGAGGCAACUGCGUCAUGCCAACUCCUUGUGGAAGACACUCUAUCCUAUGACUCUGCUUCCAUGUCAUCAUCAACUUAUAGUCGUGGUGGAAGUCUGGCUCGCAGUGUAACUGAUGACCAGAGUAAUACUGACCUUCAAGUCGAUCCAGUUUCCAAGAAACUAGUAAAGGACAAGAAAUCCGGAAAAGAAAAGGAAAAGGUCCCAGAGUUCAUUGUAAAACCCAGACGUCAGUUUGUCAACGAGGGGCAGACGGCAAAAUUCAAGGCAUCAUAUGAUGACACGCCACAAACCAAACUCACUUGGAGCCGAACAGAUGGCGACACCCUCUCAUCAGGUGGUAAAUACAAGAUUUAUGAAGAGAAUGACUUUCAUUGGCUGGAAGUACGUGAUGUCACAAGUGAGGAUUCUGGGAGUUAUACUUGUGUGAUAAUGAAUUCUGCCGGGAGUAACAAAGCUGAUGUUGAUCUAGAUGUUUAUGUAAAACCCAAAACCUCAUCUAAGAAGAGUGGUUUCGUGGCGCCCAAAGUGGACAUUCCCCUCAACGACCUCGUCGUUUCUCCUGGAGACAAAAACGUUACUCUGGAAUGCAAAUUCUCAAAUGCAAUAGAUGCUUCAGCAUCUUGGUACAGAGAUGGCCGCCUCUUGACAUCGGGUUUCCUGACAAAGCAAUCAUUUGAUGGCCGCCUGGCUCGUCUGGUGUUAACACGGGUCGGCUCCAAAGACAGCGGAAAAUAUCAGUGUAUUGUGACCAACACAGGCGGAGAAGCAAAAACAACUGCCUCUCUGACAGUAUCCACUGCAGGAACUCGUGCCAUUCCACCGAAAUUUGUGAACCCUCUGACCAACCAGUCAUUGAGUGUUGGGGAUAAACUGGUCCUGGAAGCUAAAAUUACAGGUUAUCCCCGCCCCACAGUGCACUGGUAUAGAGAGAAAGAGGAACUCACUUCCACUGAGGUGAUCACGAUGGAAUUUGACGGAUCAACUGUUAGACUUGUCAUGCCACAUGUCAAGGAUACUGACAGCGCCACCUACAAAUGUGUAGCUGAGAAUGAGGCUGGCAAAGAUCAGAUCAAGGCUAAAAUCACCAUAACAUCAACAACUAAAGAUCAAUCAACGGACGAUUUCCGGGAACCUCCCACAUUUGUUCGGGAGUUACAUGACAUGGAGGUUGACAAUGGAGACCGUGUGGAGCUUUCCGUGGAGGUCAAAGGAAUGUCACCUAUGGAUAUCACUUGGUUGCAUGACGAUACAAAAAUUUCCACAACUGACCUGUUUGCCAAAGUUGUAUCGCACGGUAACGUUCAUGAGCUACAUAUAACAAGGGUCAUCAGUACAGAUGCAGGACGAUACAUGUGUGAAGUUCAGAAUGAGGCAGGUCGUACAUUAACACACUGUCGUCUCUGUGUGGCAGAACGUAAAAUAGACAAUCAAAGCCAUGAGGUACAAGUUAUCAACAGCAGAAUUGUUCCCCGUGAACAUGUGAACAACAAAAACUUGAACAAUAGAAGUGAACAUAUUGAACAUUUAACAAACCCAACGGACGACAAAAAAUUCUCCAGCGUUGAGAGCAGUGUGUUCAAUGAUAAAAAGACUUUAAAACCCCCAGGAUUUACUUUACGACCAAGAACAGCAUUCGUUGGUGUCGGGAAUAGUGCAAUAUUCCUGUGUAGGACAUCUGGAGUACCGCCACCAAGUGUAGAGUGGAGCAGGCAAGGGGAGAUAAUUUCAAAUCAGGGCAGAUAUAAGAUAAAAAAUGGCGACGACUGUACAUUAGAAAUAAAAGGUGUAUCUGAGUCGGAUGUGGGAACCUAUACCUGUACCCUGACGAACCCGGGUGGUACAGUAUCCACGGACACCAGACUAGUACUGAGUACACAUGAUGUAGCUGGACAUACACCAACCCUGAGUCGGAAUCUUCACAGUCCUGUGCUGAAAAAAACAUUUCAUCUAGAAAGUGCCAAAUCUUCCUCUGUUAUUCAGAAGGAGACAAAACCAGACUUUGCCAAUGUAGAAUUACGAAAAACUGAAAAACAAGAAAGAAAAUCACAGGAAAUGGUAAAACAAGUGCCUCAUACAAAAACAGUUCCAGAUUAUUCGUUAAGACAAAACAAAAAUGCAGAAGAUACAUCAGUUUUAUUACAACAGCAAAGACAUUUAGAAAAAUCUCCAAUUUCAUCAGAACGGGAGAGAAAAUUGGUUACAACACCUGUGGCAAAACGGCAUGAAAAUUUCGAAGAAUUAACAAAUUUACCAGAACAGCACAGAAAUUUAGAAAAAUCACCAAUUUUAUCAAAACAUCGCAAAAAAAUGGAAGAACCACCACUUUCAUCAAGACAGUACGGACAAUCGGCAAGUUCCUCCGGAUCCGAUAGUUCUGACCUUGGUACUACAAGGGGGAAAAAAGCAGGUGCUUCCCCCAGCUGGCUGAACAAUAUAAACUCUACCCCGAAUGGGGGUCUACAUGCGAGAGGAUUAUCUCCGAAAGUGCCUCUUGACACAAGGGGUCACACUCCUAAGAAAACUGGAGUCGAUCAAAUUGACUUCAGAGAUGUGCUGAAGGCUCGGACAGGACACCAAGUGUCACAAACUGUUAAAGUGCCAAUCACUCAAAGUGUUUCUAAGCCUUCCCAACGUCCAGUCACAAACAGUAUUGCAAAUUUGAAAAGUCCAGCUAUGGCUAACGGUACUAAAAGUGCUACAAAGACAAUUCCAGAUUUAAAAGUGUCCAGAGGCAAGGUUUCUAAAUACAUAACAGCAUUGGAAAAACCAGAUGCAUCUCAUACUGUAAAGGAAAAUGUCGAGCCAGCAAAAGUGAAAUUAACACCUGGAAAGGUGAAAGAGUCAAUUUCAACGAAAUUUACAUCAGUAGUUUCAGAUAAACCAUUGCAAUCAAAAUUUCCAGAGGAACAAGGGAAAUCAAAGUUAUCACAUUCUAAAUGGAAUGAAGCAACAAAAACGAAUUUAACCUCCAAAAAAUUUGAGAGGCCAGUUUCCCAUGAACCAAUCAAAAACGAAAUAUCAAAUACCAUUAAAAAAGACAUUUCCUCCCCUGCCCAGAAAAAAAUCCCACCGCCAGUAGCUCCAAAAACAAAACGACAAGAGAGAAUCAGCAAAGCCCUUGAAGAGAUAGAUGAAAUAAGUAAUUCAAUCCUUAAAAUGCCAGGAGGCCCUCCAAUGAAAGAACUUCUUACGAUGGUGGAUGACGAGGAAAAUGUUUCUGUGACAACAGACGAUAGUUUUGCAGAUUCCGAAUCCUCGUACCUUAGCAACACCACACCAUCUUGGGUCAAAGAGCAUUUUGACAGCCCAAGUAUACGGAAUACCCCUUCAAGUGGUUUCUCAAGUCUAAGGAGCAAUAACUCUAGUGAAAAUCUCUUAGGAUCAUAUCCUUCGGAAAGUGAAGAAUCAACUUUUCAAUCUGAAAGUAACGAUAGUGGAAUUGUACGCGCUACUCCUGCUGUGCCCUACACACCAAUUACACUGAAAAACCCGAGCAAGAAAUCGGGAACCUCAACCAUCACUUCAAGUCAAACAUCUGACAAGUCAGAAUCUUCCCAAAAGUCAGACACUGAAAAUAUUAAGAUGACAAAAUUAGAAUUUGAAGGUCCCGUAUCAACAACCGUGGAAAAAACAACACCAACAGUCACGGUAAAUGGCAUUCGUUCAAGACGAUUGUCUACAGAAUCCGACAAAAGCAAACAAGCACCAUCUAGUCCCGAACAUAAAGAGAAAAGAUUAGUUAGAAGUCGUAGCAUCGACAAAGUCAACAACCAACUGCCAUCAUUUUUGACGACGCUGGAGGAUAUUUCCGUCCCAGAAGGACGAUGUGUGAUAUUUGAAUGUCAAGUUACGGGAAUUCCAAGACCUGAAGUAUUAUGGUUUAUGAAUAACAACAAAAUAAAGCCCUCCAAGUUCUUCCAAAUGACUUACGUAGAGGACUCAGCCAGACUAGUGAUAAAAGGAGCGUAUCCCGAAGACGAUGGAGAAUACUUGUGUGUGGCGUCUAACUGUGUCGGCACAGAACGCCAGUCCUGUACUCUCCGCGUCAAAGAAUGCCAUACCAUGUCAACAGAGGAGGAGGAAGACAACUUGUCAGAAACAAACCAGGCCCCGCACAUCCAUGAGAUCUCACCACCGAAUCUCACAGUCCUGCGUGGAAAGAAAGCACAGGUGCAGGUCUCGUUUACUGCUGAACCACGUCCAAACAUCACUUGGCUACAGAACAAAGUCAAGGUCGAAACAGGUGACCGUUACACUAUAAAUACUACCGAACAUUUCAGUCGUCUCGUCAUCUAUGAUGUGACUCUGGACGAUGCGGGGAUAUAUGAUAUUGAUGUGGAAAAUGACGUCGGAAGGGAUACAGGGUCGAUGGCUAUCACUGUAGAAGAUGUACCAGACCCUCCAGUGGGGAAGCCGUAUGCCUCGGAGAUCGCCCUCACCUACGUAAUUUUGUCCUGGUCUGGUCCUGCAUUUGAUGGAGGCAGCCUCAUCACAAAUUACAAAGUGGAAAUGUGUGAGGCAGAGUACGAAGAGUGGACAAUCCUUACUGAUAAAUGCCAUAGCACUUCAUACCACACUGCCAAUCUUUCACCACAUACGCCGUAUUUUUUCCGUGUGAGUGCAGAAAACAAGCAUGGCAUGAGUAAACCAAGCGAGACAUCUGACGUCGUGGUAACCAAGGAUCGUCGAGUCUUGGACCGUCUGUCUAUCGAGUCUGACGAAGUUUUUCUGUCGUCAACUUCGACAGCCUCUGUUUCACCGUUCACUCCCCUUUCUCCGCAAGAGGAGGAACCUGAAAUCCCAUUCAGUCCCCGAUUAGUGGCAGUCAAGAUGGACGUUAAAUUUGAAGAAAUGUAUGACCUUCAAAUCGAGGUUGGAAAAGGAAAAUUUGGAAAUGUCCACAUCUGUGUGGAAAAAGAAGAUACUGACGAGAAGAAAUGGGCUGCGAAGGUCAUUAAAUGUCGUGGAAAGGACAAAGUGGCCGUUCAGAGAGAGAUUGAGAUCAUGAACCAACUGAUUCACCCCAAAUUGUUAAUGUUACGCGACGCCUUUGAGACAGCAAGAAAAAUGAUUCUCGUAAUGGAAUACGUGGGCGGUGGAGAACUGUUUGAGCGAGUCAUUGAUGAGGAUUUUGAACUGACAGAGCGUGACUGUAUGCACUUUCUACGCCAGAUCUGUGAAGGAGUUGAUUAUAUGCAUAGCAAGUCCAUCAUCCACCUCGACCUGAAGCCGGAGAAUAUCUUGUGUAUAAGAAAAGAUAGCAAUUUAAUCAAAAUCAUAGACUUUGGUCUUGCUCAGUUCCACAAGCCCGGCGAAAGCCUACGUGCCAUUUCAGGCACACCUGAGUUCAUUGCGCCUGAAGUUGUCAAUUACGAUGAGAUUGGAUUCCAGACGGAUAUAUGGUCCAUUGGAGUCAUUUGCUAUGUCUUGCUGUCUGGCUUAUCUCCCUUUAUGGGGGAUAGUGAUGGUGAAACACUAUCGAAUGUAACUGCGGGUGAAUUUGAUUUUGAUGAUGAAGCCUUUGAGGACAUCUCAAUACAUGCCAGAGAUUUUAUCGAGAAAGCUCUCGACCAGAACAGAACAAAUCGACCCAGUGCGAAAGACUGUCUCAACCACAAAUGGCUGGUAAAAGAACAAAAUUGUGCCAAAAAACUUCGCCAAAGUCUGCGCAACCUGAAACAAUUCAUGGCGCGACGAAAGUGGCAGAAAAUGGGAACAGCUAUACGGGCGCUCGGUCGCAUGUCCUCUCUGCAGAAAAUGGUAAAGGGUGAUAGAACCACUAGUGAGAGUUCUGUCUUUAGCGACUCCGAUUCUGCUUCUCAGAGUGACCUUUCUUCUCAGCCUUCAAGGUCGAGGUCAUCCAGCAAGAUGGAGGACACAUCUGUAAUAGACCACCCGAUGGUUGCUGCCACAGUAGAGAGACCGACGAUCACCACUGCAACUUGUGAUACCACUGUAAACAAUGUGUUCAAACAACAACAACAACAACCCACUCCUGCAGAUAAUAAAGACACAUCACAAGAUACAGAUUACUGCAAUAACUGUAUCAAAGAUCAAGGUCAUGAGAACGACCUUCAAAGUGAAAGUAUAUCAUCCAUAACCAGGACAUUAUCAGCUCAAAGUAAUAACGACACGCCCGAGAACACCUCUUUGCAAUUUGUCCGUGAAAUGGUCGACUGUCACGCAGUCACUGGAGACAUUGUUAGGUUCGAUGUCACAGUGUCAAGUGACCAAGAUCAAAACAUUCAUUGGUUCCAAGAGGACAUUGAAAUAGUAGAGGACGAUCGCCACUCGUUUGUUUAUGACGACAAAGGAGGUUGUUCGUUAAUCAUCAGAAACGUGUCGGAUGAAGACGAUGGCGAAUUCAUUUGCAAAGCGUCAAAUUGCUUUGGAGAAAUCACGUGUUCCGCAGAUCUCAUCAUCUACGAAACUGGAUCAUUUUAAAACCUGACAUCUAUUAUACGUAGCGGUUUUCUACUUAGAACUGUCUAACUUUCUUUACAGUCCUGAAAUAAUCAAAACUUUUAUAAGGAAUUUUUGUUUUGUUUUAGAAAAUUGAAAAUUCAAAUUUUAUUAACAUGGUGCCUUGGAUCAAAUGAAAUUUUUUUCACAGAAAUGAAUUUGAAAUCCAAAUAAAAUUAACUACUUUACAAUGUAACGAUAUUUGCAGCACUUUCUGGUCUUUAGGCAGGUUUAAGUGUUGUAUGGUAAAUAUGUUUUGUAAUAUGUAGGUCCAAAGACAGGAAAUUGCUGGACAUGUAUUUUUAACUAUUGUAUAAAUUACCCACAAAGCCUUUGUAUAUAUAAGUUAUAUACCUUGGGUUCUCCGAUUCACCACAAAUCGCUUGCUGCCUGCAUAUUCAUCAGUGGUGUUUUGGCAAGAAUCCAAACUUUCGCAAUACAAAAUUUCGUACCCUCAAUUUAACCCUGAUAGGCAUUGUGGGUAAAAUUAUACAUAGCAUUAUUGUCUAUGAAUUCUGUACUUUUGUUCAGUUGUAGUUGUAUUAUAUUUGUAUAACAGUAAUAAUUUAACUCAGAACUCUUAAAGAUAUAUAUAUAUGUAGAUAAUUGGAGAAUUUAUUUAUUGUGUGAUACCAUGUUGAUGAUUAUGUUGCUAAGGUUACGGCAUCAUAUCUGUGAUGUCAGCAACAAGGUACAUUGAUAAAACCCGAUUCGCACCUGUGAUAGAUUGGACAAUACUUUUUGUUGCCAUGGUGACAGAGACAUGGUACGAAGACACGUUUUAUUUAUAGAUAUCCUGUUUUAUUUUUUACUUUGCUCAAUGUAUGGUCUGUCAUUGACCUCUAAAUGAUGUCUUUUCUUUUCAGUUUAAAUGAAAGUGCUGCAUAUAUCAAACAACAAUUCUUUUUCAAUAAAUUAAAAUAUCAAAAUAAAGAA
Molecule: messenger RNA, 8370 nt
Organism: Pecten maximus
Lineage: Eukaryota; Metazoa; Mollusca; Bivalvia; Pectinida; Pectinidae
Product: myosin light chain kinase, smooth muscle-like
Exons: 34
Coding region: 64-7416 (2450 amino acids)
Biological process (GO): protein phosphorylation
Molecular function (GO): protein binding; ATP binding; protein kinase activity
Source: RefSeq, a predicted model, not a curated record